Molecule: messenger RNA, 3214 nt
Organism: Mercenaria mercenaria
Lineage: Eukaryota; Metazoa; Mollusca; Bivalvia; Venerida; Veneridae
Exons: 3
Coding region: 2296-3036 (246 amino acids)
Molecular function (GO): nucleic acid binding
Source: RefSeq, a predicted model, not a curated record
UAAAGUUUUGAUGCACUUUCACUCUACCUCUGUUAUUACUGAAUGGAUUUGAUUCAGACUUAAAAUAGUUGUUCAACAUCAUCACCCAUAUCGUAUGACACAAGGUGCAUAACUCUGGCACCAUUAUUUCAUGAAUUAUUCCCCCAUUUUACUUAUAAUUUCAGGUUAAAGUUUUGGUGCACUUUCACUCUGUCUCUGUUAUUACUGAAUGGAUUUGAUUCAAACUUAAAAUAGUUGUUCAACAUCAUCAUCCACAUCAUUUGACACAAGGGCCAUAACUCUGGCACCAAUAUUUUAUGAAUUAUCCCCCCUUUUCACUUAAAAUUUCAGGUUAAAGUUUUGGUGCACUUUCACUCUAUCUCUGUUAUUACUGAAUGGAUCUGAUUCAAACUUAAACAAUUGUUCAACAUCAUCACCCACAUCAUAUGACACAAGGUGCAUAACUCUGGGACCAAUUUUUCAUGAAUUAUUUCCCCUUUUUACUUAGAAUUUUAGGUUAAAGUUUUGAUGCACUUUCACUCUGUCUCUGUUAUUACUGAAUGGAUUUGAUUCAAACUUAAAAUAGUUGUUCAACAUCAUCACCCACACCAUAUGACGCAAGGUGCAUAACUCUGGCACCAAUUUUUCAUUAAUUAUUCCCCCUUUUUACUUAGAAUUUUAGGUUAAAGUUUUAAUGCACUUUCACUCUGUCUUUGGUAUUACUGAAUGGAUUUGAUUCAAACUUAAAAUAGUUGUUCAACAUCAUCACCCACACUAUAUGACACAAGCUGCAUAACUUUGGCACCAAUAUUUAAUGAAUUAUGCCCCUUUUUGCUUAGGAUAUACUUAUAUAGUGUUUUGAUACAUUUUAUCUUUACCUCUCUUAUUACUUUAAGUUGAUAUUUUUGACAUAGACUCAGGUUAUUGUGCAAUAUCUUCAUCCACAAUUGGAGUCAUUAAACACUCCAGUGACAGCUCUAGUUUCAUCAGAUGUGCCCAGUUUCACUAUCCAGCAUCGAAAUAGUCGAGCGCGCUGUCUCCUGUGACAGCUCUUGUUUAAGUCCCCUUUCAAUUGGGAACAUCAAUAGUUAUCCCCCUUAACAUAGUGAGAAUUAUUUAUUUUGAGCUUAUAUCGGCCAUAGUUUGGAGUGUUAUUUGACUAGGCUCGUUAAACCUUUUUAGAAAUAUUAAUAAUCAUGAUAAGUUGGUCACCUGCGGUAUGAGCAUUGAAUUUCGUGCAGUAGGCCUUGGUUUAUGACCCUAGAUUUGAUGAAAAUUAGCAUUCAAGAAAACUGAUUGCUGUUUAGGGGACACACGUGUCAAUUUGGCACAAAGCUAGUUACUGAUAAAUUUAUCUUUGUUUUUUCUUGACAUGCAUGUUACUCAGAAAAGUGAGGGUGAUUUAGAUCUUGAAUGUGAGUGGCAUGUGCACAGUGCCUGUGAUAUGACUGGUAUGUAGACGGUAAACAUGUGCAAAACAUAUUUUCAGUAGAACCAUGUUUAGAAUGCUUGACAAAAUAGUUUCUCUACCAUAUAACUUUCUACUGGAUCUACCGUGUCUAGUUUAAAUAGAAAUACUGGUAGUGCCUGUCAUGAAAUAUAAUCUUCCCCAUUCUCCAUAAAAAUAAGAUGCUUUAAAGGUGGAUAAUCAGAUUUUGGCCAUGUAACGGAUUUGUUCGAAACUUCAGCAUCUGAUCAUUUACACUCAUUUAUGUUCACUUAACACUUAAUACAAAUUAGAUUUUCACAGGAGGUAUUUUUAAAAUUUCAUUUUCCUAUCCUGGUUGCCCAACCAAGAUAGAGUUAUUUUAUCAUAAGUAUAAAUUUGAUAAACAUACUUUGCCUAAGGAAAUGUAUAAAUAUUAGACAUAUUGUAAUAUAUUUGUAAAAUAUUUGCAUUAAAAAUUAUGUAUUUAGAUGGAAUUAAUUAGAAACGCAAGUUUGAAAAAUUAUUAUUACCUCCCUUUGCCUAUCUUGGUUGCGCAACCAAGAUAGAUUGGAAAUAAAUGAAUUCAGAAGCUACACACAGCUUUAAAACUUGCAUUUUGGUUUAGAUUGUUCAAUAGUUGAUAUGUCUAUCAAAUGCAAAUGUAAAACUAGACAUUGUAUCGAAAUAAAAAGAAAUACCCAGCUUUUUAUAUACUUUCAUAUUAAAGGGGAGUAAUUACAAAAUUUUAUAAAAAUAAUAAAAUAUACAUUUCAAAUAGGAAUCUAACUCUAUGUAAUCGGUCUUUUUGUUCCUUAAAUAAUUCUCUACCAGAAUAUACAAAAAGUAAAAAAUGUUGAUUAAAUGUGAUUGACCAUCUUUAAAUUCAGAUGUUUUUUUUUUAUGGGAUGUAUUUUCAUUUCAGAUGGCGUAUGGUUAUACAUGGGGGAAUAGACGGUUUCUCUAGAAUGCCAGUGUUUUUAAAAGUCAGCAACAACAACAAAGCGCAGACAGUCCUUGAUGCUUUCCUUGAGGCUGUACAAACUUACGGUUUACCACAUAGAGUACGAUCAGAUAAAGGUGGUGAAAAUGUCUUGGUUGCUGAGCACAUGCUUAGAAAGAGGGGUAUUGAGAGCAAACCGUUCAUUGCCGGACGUAGUGUACACAACCAAAGAAUUGAAAGAUUAUGGAGAGAAUUAUGGAAUGGUGUCAAUGUCACAUUCUACAACCUGUUUCACUUUAUGGAAGACCAGGGUGUUUUGCUUAUAGAUAUGGAAUUACACCUACAGAUUUUGCAUUUUGUUUACCUCCCCCUGAUUCAAAGUCAUCUAGACAGAUUUUUAGCAGCGAUGCAGAGGCGUCCUCUUAGAACUGAAAGUAACAGGAGUCCUAUGCAACUUUGGUUGAGUUAUCAACUCCAAGAUCUUGAACCAGACAUUGAUGCUGACAGCUAUGGAGUAGAUGCAGAGGAGUUGGGAUUGGCAGAAGUAAAUUCAGUGCCUGUUCCAGAGACGCAAAUCAUUCCACAACGACUUCUCCCUGGUUUACAUGCGAUCCGUAACCAAGAUUCAGUGUGUUUUAGAAUGGACAUUUUUAAUGAUUGUGUGAAGUAUGUUGAACAAAACAUGUAAACAUUUAAUUUAUAACGAGGAAAUUGCUGGAAACAAUGGAUACUCCCUUAAGCGAUUGAACUGUAGUGAAUGUGAUGAUACACUCAAAGUCUUAGUACUGUUACUUAAAAAUCAGGAAAACUCAAUGAAAAGUCUAGCAGGAAAAACGCAUUAUAUACAUGUCUGCUCUUGAAAUUAA